Seminavis robusta is the source of this 768-nucleotide messenger RNA. The record is from the annotation of a GenBank genome assembly. NCBI's taxonomy places the organism in Eukaryota, Bacillariophyta, Bacillariophyceae, Naviculales, Naviculaceae.
AUGAUUGAUUUGAGGACACAGGUACUACCACACCAAGCCCGACAAAGAGUUCCUGCUGUUGUCGGUCAACGCUGGAAACAUUGGCAGUUUACAUCUUCGUUUUGUGGCUGCGCAUUUCCAACGGCAGUCUUUGCUGGAGGGCUCUGUAGCCGUUGCGGCUUCACGAGUGUGUCCAAAGCCAUUGCUGCCAUUGCAAAGGAAGAAAAAUGCGAGAUGCGGAAGAAAUCAGAUGGUGAAUGUGGAGUUGAUACGGAUAAUGUCAUUGGUUCGGCGACCGCACCCCCUUGCGCCACCAUCAACACCGCUACGAAGAACGACAAGCCCUUGUAUCUGUCUGUUCUGAGGGGCUCUGAAGAGGAGUUGUGGCACGGAUACGCCCCGGAAUUGGCUCACAGCUCCUACCAGCCACAAGCUCUAGUAGACGAUACAAGUGGUACCAAUACAAACAAGACCAAACCUAUCGCAAUUCCAAAGGCUGUCUACCAAUCUCAACAGUAUGUUGAAGACCGUGUUGCUGCUAUGGAAUUUUUGGCACUCAAGGAGCGCUAUGACCGAGCCACUUGGAGAUUGUAUGGUCUCAUCGCGAAACACCGACAGGAGCGAGGCGUGGUUAUGGGUGAAGUGGAACCACCGAACGACUGUAGUGUCCGUGAGUGCAAGAUGGUGGGAAGCUACCAAGAUGAGUUUGGAGGCACCGAGCUGAACCAAGCUGCACGAGAGCAAGCAGACGUCUAUUGUGACGACGGUAUCUUUGAGCUGGAGUUGUAA